UAUCAUUGUGUCAGAGAAAAAAACUAUGUGCUGAUUUGAUUUUGUUGCCGGACUCUGGUUCUUCACCACAUCAAAAAUGGAAUCUCAAUCAAAUUUUGCAGAGAAGCAAUAGAAAAAAUGAAAACUUUGGAUCUGAUUUCUGAUGGGUAUCACUAAAGAAUUUUUAUAGGAAGUGUUAACUUGGAAGUGACAAUGGCAACAGAAGAAACCAAAUACCCGAAUAGAUAACCCACAGAAUUAUGGAGUUUUUGGCUUUUGGGUUCAUCCUUAAAAGAGGCUAAUGUCUAAAAAUGACCUCGACAUGGUGAUGGACACGUGUCCACCCUCCUCGAUCCUCAAAACCCUCGCGAACCUCCAUAAAUCUUGUCUUUUCUUCCUUCUUGAGCUCUUUAUUUCACUUCCUUCGCCUCCAUUUCCGCUCUCAAACUUCCACUCUGCUUUCUGGGUUUUUCUCUUUUCCAAUUAAGGAGUUUUUCUGUAUUUGGGUUUGUGAUAUUUUGUUGUCGAAAUCACCUGAUUUCAUUGUUUCUCUCCUUUGCUUUGUUGGGAUUGUAACUUGUGAGAAGAAACCCCAUGAUCGUAUUGGAUUUCAUGGUGAGAUAAGUCCAAUCUCAGAAUCUAUUACCAAAGGAAAACAUUAUUACUCCAAUUAUUGCUGUUAUCGUGUCUUGCAGUUCAGUUUCUGAUCUCCCCUCUUCGUUUCUACGACACUUCUCAUUUGGGUUUUUUCUAGAUUUCAUUUUUGAAGUGUUUUUGUUUUUGUUUUCAUGAGUUAGUUCUGUUAGGCGAGGUAGGAACUGUUAUUACAUAGUUUGGAGAAGGAAAGCGGGUGUCUGGUUUCCGGGGUGGUUUGUGAUUCAGUUUUAGAACUGGCUAAGAUGAGCCUGGAUGCAGCUGAGGAUGAAUCAACCUCUGAAAUUCAUAUUCCAGCAGAGAUUGAUUGGGAUAUGUUAGACAAAUCCAAAUUCUUUUUUCUGGGUGCUGCUUUAUUUUCAGGUGUAUCAACAGCCCUUUAUCCUAUUGUUGUUUUGAAAACUCGACUUCAGGUUUCAUCUACCAAGGUAUCAUGCUUUAAAAUGUCAUAUUCUAUCAUGCGUCAUGAAGGCUUAAGAGGGUUUUACAGAGGGUUUGGAACCUCUUUAAUGGGAACUAUCCCAGCUCGGGCCUUUUACAUGGGGGCUCUUGAAAUUACCAAGAGUGGCGUUGGAAGUGCAACGAUUAAGCUAGGCUUUUCAGACACCACAGCCAUGGCUAUAGCUAAUGCUGCUGCAGGGUUGAGCUCAGCCAUGGCUGCUCAAUUGGUUUGGACUCCAAUAGAUGUUGUAAGCCAAAGACUAAUGGUUCAGGGCUGCAAUAUCAGUGCUAAAAACAACGUUUCUAAUCGUAAUUCUUGUGUCUAUAGAAAUGGUAUCGACGCAUUUAGAAAAAUCAUAAAUGCUGAUGGUUUGCGAGGAUUAUAUAGGGGAUUUGGGAUUUCUAUAUUGACAUAUGCUCCAUCAAAUGCAGUUUGGUGGACUUCUUACUCUGUAGCUCACCGACUCAUUUGGAGUGGUCUGGGAUACUAUGCAAGUAAGAAGGAUGAAGGUUGUAUUAAUGGUGGCUAUGGGUUUAAAACAGAUUCUAAGGCAACAGUGGCAGUUCAAGGGUUGAGUGCAGCCUUGGCUAGUGGAGUUUCUGCUAUCAUAACAAUGCCACUUGAUACCAUCAAGACUAGAUUACAAGUUUUGGAUGGAGAAGAAAAUGGCCAAAGACGCCCUCUAACGGCAUUGCAGACCAUACGGAACUUGAUGAAGGAAGGUGGACUGAAUGCUUGUUAUAGAGGGCUUGGACCAAGGUGGGCUUCAAUGGCGAUGUCGGCAACCACCAUGAUCACAACCUACGAGUUUCUUAAACGGCUGUCUACUAAGAACCAAGAUUGUUUGAGCAGAGGAUGAUGACAGAUAUACAAAAGGAAACAAUGCAAGUUACAUGAUUGCCAUUUUCUGACCAUAGACUACAAUGGUUUGGAUAUUUUCCUUGAGGCAGAUAAUAAACUUUCAAAAUAUUGGCUUGUUAUUCACAUUGACUUUGGGCGAGGAACUCUUUGACAACCAUCUCCUCGUGCUCAUGGCCUACCCCACUGUUACGUUUACAUUGGUAGGCGUCAUUCACUCUAAGAUCGGUUCCUGGAGUAAUAAUGAUUAGAAGUCAUUAAAAUUUCUCUCUGAAGAUCAAGAGGAACUUAAAUUUUCAAGCAUUACAAGCCCUUGCAUUUUGGUCACCCCUAGGUGAUGUAGAAUUAGCAGAAUCCGGGGAACAUAACGAAAAACUAAGGUCUGUGCUCUGCUUUGAUGAUUUAGUCUACCCAGUAAGCGAUAAUGAAGUGUUUCAAUUGAAUCCUCUCUAAGCAAGCAACGAAGGGUCAGCCUAAAAGUAAUUAAGGCCACCAGUUUUAUCCAAUUCAGAAACGCCAAGAUCCUUCAGUUUUAAGGGUGUGCUAACUUUAGUUUUGCAAAGAUACAAUUACUGUGAAGUGGAUGUAACAACAGACAGGAAAUAAAACUUAAAAAGGAAGUGUUGGAGGCCUACACACAGCUCUCAACAGGAUUGUGUAAAGUAGUCUCAUUUGGAGGAGUCUAGUAACAAGCCUAUUCUAUAUGUUACAAGCUGGUGCCUUUAUGAGACGUGAAUGCCCUGCUGUUUUUGUUGGAGAAAGGCAACGAUCUUAGUUUCUUGGUCUCUUUAUGCUUCAGUUUGACUUUGUCGAAAUCAGCCUGAUGUUUUUUUGAAACAAGAGUGCUUCUUAUCUCGGCUUGGUCGCAGCAGUGAAUUAGCCCAGUAGAGCUUACAUUUGAUGGGAUUACGCUCUUUCCUUCUAAUCGGGAAAUCAACAGGAGAUAGUUGGUUGACUUUGCCUCUUCCAAGAGGCUGCCAAGCCCACAUCGGUCAGCCGCAGAACCUUUUGUCACCGAACUGACACAGAUGAAACCCUGCAUCGAAACACCAUCCAUCAGAUCUCAAGUUUUUCUUGAGGACUCUUCGGAUUUCUUCAAUAAUACAAGCUUUCUCUUCUUAAAUUUAAUGUCUUGGAUUGAAAAAGUUAAUUAUGCCUUGCUUUUAUAGUGAUGUUUAUGGUUCCUAUUUCUUGUUUCUCAUUUGGUGUUCUCAAUAAAAUGUGAUUGUUUCAGUAUUAUUACUGUUUUUAGUUUCUCAUUUCUUCAUAGAACUGAACUAUGAAGCAAAGGAGUUGAAACCAAAAACAAAAAUGCUACAAAUUGGGUCGAUAGUUACCUCUUCAGUUCUUUGUAUAUCCAUCCCGAAACGAACAUCCCCCGGUGCAGGAAUCAUUUCAAGUCCAACUUCUGAUACGCCAGGCAGAAACCAUAGCCUUAUUCCAUGCACAACCCGCAGGUUUGGAGUGUUGUUUUGUUGCUUGCUCCACCAUGAUUCUUUUCCUGUGUUCCUAUUUUUCUUCUGCAUGUGAAAAAAAUGUAUAACAAAACUAACAAGUGAGAUUCGACAUCUGGUUUGGAUAUGGGAUGUGAAGGAGCAACUGGAAUUAAGGUCUACAAAGAUCAAACCGAUAUGCUUAUUACUUGAGUUACAUUAACUAUCUGUUCCGAUUGAAUAUUGACAAACACCAGAGGUGCUCCUGAAGAAACUGCAGCACAAAACCAGGCCAUACACCGGCUAGUCGUGGCCUCCAGGGAGUGCUCGCCUUUCAAUGGCAUGAACAGGAUGGAGCUUAUGAUUGACGAACGAUGAUCAGGAAGAUUCUGGUCGAGUUUCUUGCUCCAUUCAUACUUCACACCUCUUCUGUUAAAUUCUCCACCAUUCAGUUCAGAGCACUGGUCUAGGGUGAGAUCCCCUAGUACUGCAACAUGUCGAUCAUCAGUUGCCGCUCGAAUGGUGAAUUUUCUUUGCAAAAUUGAUGCCUUCUCUUGAAUGAUGCGUGCUCGAAGCUUAAGUGUGGCAUCUCCACGCUUCACCUUCAACCACACAACUUCGAACUGCUGGUUGAUCCUGCCCAGCUGCGAACUAAGAUCAGCCUUGGCCUUGGCCGAAACAAACAGCUCAUCAUUAUCGCCUUCUGCAACCCCUUCAAUUACAUCUCCAGGUAACGGCAUCGUCUCGUCCCAAUCCUCCAUGGCUUCUUGCUUCACUUUUUUAACACAAACAACCGUUUGAAGAUUACUCAUCUUUUAGGAUUUUGAAAGAUCAGUGUGAAUUUGAUAUUGACUGCAUAUUGUUGAGCUUAAAUUCAAGAAAAUGGUGGUGGCAUCGGAUCUGAAUAUUUCUUGAAUAUGUUUCGAACAUCUCAAGGGUGUGGGAUUUUAGGACUUUACGCCUAGGAAUUUGGCUAUUUUCAAUUACUUUAUUACUACUUAGGAUCUGUAUCAAUUUAUAAUUGGAUUUGGUUUGUAGUUAAUCACAGAUUCCAACAUACUAAAAUAAUAUGCUUAAUCGACUAAACCAAGGAUCUUACUCUAUGUUAAAUAUAUAUAAGCAUAAUUGUGUA
Messenger RNA from Cucumis melo (muskmelon), 4498 nucleotides. RefSeq lists its product as uncharacterized. The transcript is spliced from 6 exons. Gene Ontology annotation, biological process: transmembrane transport. Lineage: Eukaryota; Viridiplantae; Streptophyta; Magnoliopsida; Cucurbitales; Cucurbitaceae. Bases 879 to 1934 code for a protein of 351 amino acids. The record is from RefSeq and is a predicted model, not a curated record.